Molecule: messenger RNA, 2223 nt
Organism: Cotesia congregata
Lineage: Eukaryota; Metazoa; Arthropoda; Insecta; Hymenoptera; Braconidae
Source: the annotation of a GenBank genome assembly
AUGGCAAAGCCAAUGAACGCCGCGAAGAGUAAGAGGAAGAUGAGCGAAACCGAGAUGAUGACAAAUGGCUGUAGCAAAGACCCGAGCAACACAGCGAUAAUGAUAACCGAGCAGGAGCGCGACUUGGCAAACAGCGCGUUAAAUGAGUUCAAAAAGCGCAACUACAUAAGCUGCUUGACGUACCUCAACAAGCUUGAAGCUCUUCGCCCGAAAGAUCUGAAAGUGAUGCACAAUAAAAUCAUCGUCGAGUAUUACAAGAGCGACUUGACCAAGACGGAGCUGGCACGGAAGAGUUUGAACGCGAUUUGCGGAUCUCCUUCAUCACCAGUAACAGUAACUUCCUCGGAGGAUGCUGGAGAUACAGCCAGCGACGGAACCGACGACGCUGAAAAGUGCGUGAUGAGAUACAACCAGGCUGUGCUGCUGUAUCACAACCGGCAGUAUGAUCUCGCUUUACAGAUCCUGGAAAAAUUGUUCAGCUUUGUCGAGCCGAUGGAGGAAAAUUUAGCUUGGAAAGUCUGUUUGUUUCUCAUUGAGCUCUACAUCCAGACCAACAGACUUGCGUUGGCUUUGGCGCUUGUUAAUUACGUCGAGAAUCAAUUUAUUUGCAGCAACGUCGCGGAUACUAAAAUAAACGCAGCUUCCUCAUCAUCGAGUUCGAUUAAUUUAGAAAAAGAAAAAGAUAAAGAGACUUGUAGAAUAAUUUUAAAGGAAAAAAAAAAUGAUAAUUGGCUGCCGAGCAAUUCAGAUUCAAAUAAUGAAAUGUUUCGGAUAAAAUUACUUAAAUAUAAAGUAAGACUUUUGUUGCUACUGCAGCACCCGAAGCUCUGUAAGAAAGAGUGGAAGCUGCUGAUGUCUUUGACUGGAAAUUCAAGUCCAGGAGCUGAAGUAGAAAAAGUUGGAUCUAUUUCGACGGUAUUUUUAAAGGCUCAUCUGGAGUACGUAAAAGGGAAUUACGGUAAGUCUAUGACUCUGUUGAACUCCUGUACAGGAAGCAGCGCUGAUCUAGACUAUAAAAUUCAUGGAGAGUCAGCGGCUGUUAUUUAUUACAAUAAUAUCGCGUGUGUGCAUUUUGCGAGAGGCAAGCCCAACUUGGCAGCGUUUUAUUUAAAACGCGCGUUAGUAGAAAAUAAGAAAGCGAUUGAUGCUGCGAGGGUUAAGGAUAACAAUUCUAAUAAUUCGGGGAGUGAUAGCUCGGCGCAAUUUUUGUACACUCUGGGAGCCGGAGAUAAGCAUCAUGAGCUGAUGUUUAAUUUAGGCGUCGCGCUUCUGGGUGCUAAUCAAGCCACCAAGGCCUUUGAUUGCUUCACUGAAGCUGCUAGAGGAUGCACAAGGCUGCACAACAGCCCGGAACUUUGGUUACGGAUGGCUGAGUGCUGCAUUCAUUGUUAUAAACCAUCCAACAAAAUAGAUUUUGACAUGACUACAAGAAGACAAAGACCAACAAUGAGAAGUCAGCGAGGCAGGUGUCAAGAUUUGGUACAAAAAGCGGUUGGAGGUGUAGGCCAGCACCGCAAAUUAAUAUUAGCUUCAGCAUUAAACAAAGAUUCGAGAUAUCACACCCAAAGUCUUGCAUACGCCAUGCCGCAGCCGACAUUAGAGUUCGCAAUGUUGUGUCUUAAGAACGCUCUGUUCACGUUGUCGAGGUCUCCUUACGAGGAAGCUACAGACAAGAGCGCCAAGUCGAUGCUGAUAACUCCGCCGUCUAGUUUCUUGUCAGAAGGAAAUACCAGCGCUGGUCUGCUCAGCAGCGGGUCAACCUUAGCGACAGGCAUAGCCGAAGACUCGACGACUACGCCAAUGAACGCUGGAACCACGAUCCAAAUUCUCCAGGCUAAGUGGAUGUCUGAAGCGAUUAGUCUUAAGAUCGCUAUCCUAGCAGCCAGUGCGUACGUGUCACUGUGUCUGGGCGAUUAUAUCUUGGCGUUAGAGCACGCGAGGAUGCUUCUGAAGAUUGACUCCUUGCCAGGUGCUUACAAAAUGCUGGGAAACUUGUACGCUGCUGAAAGAAUUCUGAGGUACAAUCUCGCGGUCAGUUAUGCGAUACGCGGAGAGCUUGAUAAGUCUGGCGAGACACUCAAACAAGUAUGGCUGUCGAAAGGCCCUGAUUGCGAUGUUCCUAUUCAUGUGAUAAUGCUUGCACUGUACAUUGAACUUCAAUUAGGGCACGACGAAGUCGCUAGAUCAAUUGUAAAACAGCAUUGUCCACAAUACUGGGCCUAG